Molecule: messenger RNA, 1995 nt
Organism: Cajanus cajan (pigeon pea)
Lineage: Eukaryota; Viridiplantae; Streptophyta; Magnoliopsida; Fabales; Fabaceae
Product: Molecular chaperone Hsp40/DnaJ family protein
Biological process (GO): protein refolding; response to heat
Cellular component (GO): chloroplast thylakoid membrane; cytoplasm
Molecular function (GO): heat shock protein binding; ATP binding
Source: RefSeq, a predicted model, not a curated record
UGACCUUUAUGCUUUGCACACAUAGCCUAGUUCCCACCCACAAACGCGCGCAGACUCAGCACAGUAGGUAAGCAAAGCAAAACCAUGAACGCAAACAACUCUUCGCUGCACUCCCUCUCUUCUUCUUCUUCUUAGCUUUCAACCAUUUUCGUUCCGUUCAACUUCCGCAUUCACUCAAUGGCCGUUACAUCCCUCUCUCUUCUCCCUCCCUCCACGUGUCCCUGCUUCUGUGGCGCCAUCCAUCUCCGCUCCCACAACGCCUUCAUUUCCCUUAACUCCUCUUCUCCCUUUCCCUCUUUCUCCACAAUUCCAAAUCCCAAUCACGCUCCCACGCGCCGCCGCUCUCACACUGUCCUCGCCGCCUCCUCUGACUACUACACCACUCUCGGAGUCCCCAAAUCCGCCUCCGGCAAGGAAAUCAAAGCCGCCUAUCGAAGGUUAGCUCGUCAGUACCAUCCCGACGUAAACAAGGAGCCCGGGGCAACUGAAAAGUUCAAAGAGAUCAGUGCUGCUUAUGAGGUGCUAUCAGACGAUAAAAAGAGGGCUUUAUAUGAUCAAUAUGGCGAGGCGGGAGUUAAGAGUGCAGUUGGAGGAGGGUCAAGUGCCUAUACGACAAAUCCUUUUGAUUUAUUUGAGACAUUUUUUGGGCCAAGCAUGGGUGGCUUUGCAGGCAUGGAUCCAACUGGAUUUGGAACUCGUCGUCGUAGUACAGUUACUAAGGGUGAAGACAUCCGGUAUGAUUUUUCCUUGGAGUUUUCUGAGGCAAUUUUUGGAACAGAGAAAGAAUUCGAGCUUUCUCAUUUAGAAACAUGUGAAGUCUGUACUGGUACUGGAGCAAAGAUAGGCUCCAAGAUGAGAGUAUGUUCAACAUGUGGUGGGAGGGGUCAGGUGAUGAGGACCGAACAAACACCUUUUGGGUUGUUCUCUCAGGUUUCUGUAUGUCCAAACUGUGGAGGGGAUGGUGAAGUCAUAUCUGAAUAUUGUCGUAAAUGCAAUGGUGAAGGACGAAUACGGGUUAAGAAAAAUAUUAAAGUUAAAGUUCCUCCUGGUGUUAGCUCAGGCAGUAUUCUAAGAGUUUCUGGGGAGGGUGAUGCUGGACCUAGAGGGGGCCCUCCUGGAGAUCUUUAUGUAUAUCUUGAUGUUCAAGAGAUACCUGGAAUACAAAGAGAUGACAUUAAUCUCAGCUCAACAAUAUCAAUCAGUUAUCUAGAUGCUAUACUGGGGACUGUUGUGAAGGUAAAGACAGUGGAAGGCAUUUCAGAACUACAAAUACCCGCUGGUACCCAACCUGGAGAUGUCCUUGUCCUUGCAAGAAAAGGAGUACCAAAAUUAAAUAAGCCAUCAAUACGUGGUGACCACUUAUUUACAGUUAAAGUUACAAUACCAAAACGUAUUAGUACAAAGGAGCGUGAGUUGCUUGAAGAACUUUCUUCUUUAGGUGACACAGGCAGACGUUCCAAAUCCCGUCCUAGGACUCAUUCUACCACAGGUGGUACGGAAGGUCCUGCAUCUCAAAAUUACGAAACUCCAACAGCAACCGUUGAAGAAAAAACCGAAAAACCAGAAGAUGAAAAUGAUGUAUGGAAUAAAUUGAAGGACUUUGCUGGAUCUGUGGCAAAUGGUGCUUUAAAGUGGCUAAAAGAUAACCUCUAGUCCCAUGGGAUUAUUGGGUGGACCAGAGUCUCCAAGGUGUAGUUUACCUAAUGUGGGUUAAAGUUGUCAUGAUUCAACAUUUACUGGAAGGAAAGGGACUAAUGCAGACGUUUUCUCAAAAUCCUUUAAAUGAUUUUUUUUGCUGUCCAGCAAAAUCAAACAAGUAGUGAUCAGAUUCUUUUAUUUGUAAAUUUUGGCACAAGACUAUUUAUACAGAAUAAUUUGUUUAAGGAUCGUCAAAUUGUACUCUAUGAGCAGGUUGCACUGAGAUAAAGCUAGUGUAUAUCUGAUAAGAAGUCUAAGCUCUAUACGAGUGAAUUACAUAAAUUGUUAUUAAGUGAA